AUGUUAGUGAGCGUCGACACUGAAGAAAAGGCGAUCAAGCUUGCACAGGACGUAGCAUUCGUGCAUUCGCAAGGCGGAUUUGAAAUCUGCAAUUGGACCAGCAAUUCUCAAGGCGUCUUGAAGGCCCUGCAGAUGAUCAACACCACCGACAAGAACUUGGAUCAUUCGCCAGAAAUUGCCACGGAAAAGGUACUUGGCAUGUGGUGGCGUACUGAGGCGGAUGUUUUCACCUUCAAAGUCGGUUGGGAUCGCUACGACCGUGACCUUUUAGAAGGUCAUCGCCGGCCAACGAAGCGAGAAGUACUGAGAGUUCUGAUGACGAUAUUCGACCCUCUUGGACUUAUCGCUCCAUUUCUGGCCUAUUUGAAGAUUCUGUUGCAAGAAGUCUGGCGUUCCGGCAUACAGUGGGAUGAUAAGAUUGAUGACAACAUUCUCACAAAAUGGCGAACCUGGUUGAGAGUACUGCCUGAAGUCGAACAAGUCCAGAUUCCACGAUGCUUCCGCUCAAACUUCACUAAUGGUUACGAAGAUGUUCAGCUACACACAUUCGUGGACGCUAGUGAGAACGCCAUGGCCGCUGCCUGCUACACACGCUUCGUCCAGAAUGGAGUCGUCCGAUGCUCUCUCGUCGCCGCCAAAACUAGAGUCGCGCCAUUGAGAUACCAUACGAUCCCGAGAUUGGAGUGUGAAUCUGCAGUAAUCGGCGUAAGGCUCGCCCGGUCAGUCGUCGAUUCAUUGUCCUUUCCGGUAGACAAACUCUUUUAUCACACGGAUUCCAGGGACGUAAUCUGUUGGUUGGGCUCCGAUCAUCGCCGAUAUUCAUCCUUCAUCGCAUCUCGGGUGAGCGAGAUUUUGGAAGCCACAGAGGUGCACCAAUGGCGUUGGGUCCCGACUAAACUUAAUGUUGCAGAUGAUGCUACAAAAUGGGAGAAGUCUCCAGAUAUGACUCCUAGUUCGAGAUGGUACAACGGCCCCGACUUCCUCCGGUUGCCAGAAGAAACAUGGGGAGAGAAAGCAAAACCGACACCGAACUUCGUCCGAGCCUGCUAG
Messenger RNA from Topomyia yanbarensis, 1050 nucleotides. RefSeq lists its product as uncharacterized. The transcript has a single exon. The coding region runs from base 1 to 1050 and encodes 349 amino acids. Lineage: Eukaryota; Metazoa; Arthropoda; Insecta; Diptera; Culicidae. The record is from RefSeq and is a predicted model, not a curated record.